Molecule: messenger RNA, 1164 nt
Organism: Closterium sp. NIES-65
Lineage: Eukaryota; Viridiplantae; Streptophyta; Zygnematophyceae; Desmidiales; Closteriaceae
Source: the annotation of a GenBank genome assembly
AUGAGAGAGCGCUUUGCCUACCUCGCGACCCUCGCUCGUCGCCCUUGCUUUCUCCGUCCACUGCCCUCAUCCCGCCCGUCGCCCUCGCCGCCUCGCCGCCCGUCGAGGUCGGUUCCCUCGCCCGUCGCUCUCGCUUCCCCCGCCCGUCGCUCUCGCUUCCCCCGCCUACUACCCUCGCCUCGCCUGUCGCCCUCGCCGCUUCCCCGCCCGUCGCCCUCGCUUCCGCCCGUCACCGCCCGUCACCCUCCCUUCCGCCCGUCACCCUCCCUUCCACCCGUCGCCCUCCUUUCCGCCCGCCGCCCUUCCUUCCCCUCGUCGCGCUUCCUUCCGCCCAUCGCCCUCCCUUCGUCUCGUCGCCCUCCCUUCGUCUCGUCGCCCUCCCUUCGUCUCGUCGCCCUCCCUUCCUCCCGCUGCCUUCCCGUCCGCCUGCCGCCCUUCUUUUCCCUCGUCGCGCUCCCUUCCCCCCGUUGCCCCCCUUCGUCUCGUCGCCUCUCUGUCGCUCGUCGCCCUCCUUCCCGCUCGUCCCCUCGCAAUCCCCGUCUCUCUCUCCCCCCGUCGCCCUCUCUUUCCCCGUCGCCCUCCCAUCCACUCCUCGUUGUCCUUGCCAUCCCUUCCUUCUCCCUUCUCAUCUCGCACACUUCUCUCUCCCCGGCAUCUCCCUCGCUCCCCACGUCCUCUUCCCUGCUUCCCCCCAUCCCCUUCCGUGCUUCCCCCCAUCCCCUUCCGUGCUUCCCCCCAUCCCCUUCCGUGCUUCCCCCCAUCCCCUUCCGUGCUUCCCCCCAUCCCCUUCCGUGCUUCCCCCCAUCCCCUUCCGUGCUUCCCCCAAUCCCCUUCCGUGCUUCCCCCCAUCCCCUUCCGUGCUUCCCCCCAUCCCCUUCCGUGCUUCCCCUCAUCCCCUUCUGUGCUUCCCCCCAUCCCCUUCCGUGCUUCCCCCCAUCCCCUUCCGUGCUUCCCCCCAUCCCCUUCCGUGCUUCCCCCCGUCCCCUUCCGUGCUUCCCCCCAUCCCCUUCCCUGCUUCCCCCCAUCCCCUUCCCUGCUUCCCCCCAUCCCCUUCCCUGCUUCCCCCCAUCCCCUUCCCUGCUUCCCCCCAUCCCCUUCCCUGCUUCCUCCAUCCUCUCGCACUCUCACUCUCCUUCCCCCACCCUCUGCCCUGUUCCCUCCUAG